Molecule: messenger RNA, 288 nt
Organism: Prorocentrum cordatum
Lineage: Eukaryota; Dinophyceae; Prorocentrales; Prorocentraceae
Source: the annotation of a GenBank genome assembly
GUAGGGGGCGCUGCCGACGGCGACGCCGCCCCCGCCGCGUCGCCGGAUGGCCCGGCACAGUGCGAGCCGACCUGCGACGGCUCAGCGGAGCAGGGGCCAGCGCUACCAGACGCGGGCGCGAUCGGGGGCAGCGCGGCUGCGCGCGCCGCGUUUGCGACGCGCUGCCGCCGCCGAUGCGCCGCGAGCGCGAGUGGCCAGAGGCGGGGCGGUUGUUGCCCUCAGCCGAACGCCGACCAGCGCGCGGCGCCUGUUUGCGCGGGCUUCGCCCUGGCCGACGAUUUCGCGCUG